UUAACAUUAUUUGUUUAUCAUUACGUCUAAUUGUUGUAGGGAUAAGUCUUUUUUGAUAGUUUAACGUGACUUGGGUCCUUUAAGACUAUAGUUAAGCAACAGGUUUAGCAAGUGUAUGGGAAGUUGAGAGAGAACAUACGGAAAUCUACUUUACCUGGGCCAGGUGAGAACAGGAAAAGUUUGGCAAACUGAGGCGUCUCCAACCCUGGCAAAUAACGUUCGUUCUUGGUAAAAUGAACAAUCCAAUUCCAUCCAGCUUGAAAUCUGAGGCAAAGAAGGCUGCAAAAAUCCUCAGAGAAUUCACAGAGAUCUCAAACAGACAAGGCCCUGACAAGCUUAUUCCAGCCCAUGUGAUUGCCAAAGCCCAUGGACUGGCCAUCCUAUCGGUCAUCAAAGCAGGGUUCAUGAUCACUGCUCGCGGGGGCAGUGGGAUAGUUAUUGCCCGUCUUCCUGAUGGACGAUGGUCUGCUCCCUCAGCCAUUGGCAUAGCCGGUCUCGGUGGAGGGUUUGAAAUUGGUUUGGAGGCCUCUGAUUUUGUCAUCAUCUUGAACCAGAGGAGGGCUGUGGAAGCUUUCAGCAAAGGAGAAAACCUGACAUUUGGAGGAAACUGCACUGUGGCCGUGGGACCUCUUGGCAGGAAUCUGGAGGCAGAUGUGGCACUACGCAGCACGGCCGCUGUCUUCUCCUACUGCAAGUCUCGUGGCCUCUAUGCUGGAGUGUCUCUAGUUGGCUCCUGCCUAAUUGAACGUAAAGAUGCCAACAGAAAGUUCUAUUCCCAAGACAUUCGUGCAUCUGCAAUUCUUAAUGGAGAUGUGGAACCUCCUCCUGAAGCAUAUGACCUGUACACUAUUUUGGAUGACUAUACAGAGAAAUACACCACCGAGUGGCAGAGCAAAAACAUGCGCCCCUCCUCCAGGGUGAGUGCCACGCCAGCUAGACCAAGGCCCCCUUCACUGAGGACUCUUCCUUCUGAAGCGUUCAAUCAGCCAAAGCCCUCCUUCACUCGAAGGCCAGAGGAAAUGAAGCCAGCCCUCUAUCCCAACCUCCCCAGCUGGCCGUCAGAAAGCUCAGGGCAGCUGCAGGCCUCCCAGAGGCCCUCCCAGUUUACGCCGUUCAAUACAGGCCAAGCGUCGCGCGGCGCGCUCGUGGUCACGGCCAUUCACGCUUACAAUGGCCAGCAGCCAGGGGACCUGAGCUUCGCUGUGGGAGACCGCAUCACCGUCCUCACCAAGACGGACACACAGUAUGACUGGUGGGAAGGGGAGCUAAGAGGCCAGGUGGGCAUCUUCCCUGCCAACUUCGUGUCCUAUAACUGAAAGAACUAAUGCAGGUGUCUUUACACUGGUCUUGGGCUUUAAAGGCUCCUGUUUUCUAGGCUCUGAAGUUGAGCAUAUUUUUGAUACUGGUUUUGGUACUCAUGCAAAGGACAUAUUUACAUGUAUUACUUUUAUUCAGUGUUGAAGUGGUGGCAGUAGUGGCCUUUUUUUUUAUAUAUAUAUAUAAAUGUUUUUCUUGCUAUAAAGUACUUAUAUUUAUUGUAUACAGUUUGUGUGUCUCUUGUGAGUAACAUUUUGUGGUUGGUUUGGAUAUUUAUAGCUCAGGUAGACGAUCAUGGCCUGUUGAUCGUUACAUAUUGGUGUUUAUGAUCAUGGUUUUAUGCACUUUUUUUCCUAACUGAAGUUCACGGGUUUGAGGGGGUUCUUUUUUAUUUAUUUGAGACUUUGAUUGCAUUAUAGAUUGUGAUGAAUAUACACACAGGCAAAAAUUAAACACUGGAGGUUGAAGUGAUACCCACACGAUUAGAUAAAUGUACUUUUAAACGGAACACUGGUUUGAUAAAUACAGAAAUGGUUUAAGACCUUGCUGAUUUUGUAAGAACAUCAUUACUGUAUUCUUCAUUGAUUAUACAAUCCCACAAUUGUUGCCUUUUCUUGCCUCGUGUACCAUUAGAGUAAAGCUUCAUGACAGGAUGGGAUUCGCUGAGCUGUCAUGCUGGUUUACCAGCUGACACUGCCAGUUACAUCUAGCUUCAUGCCCUGUUUAGUCUGGCUUCCUGACUUCUGCUUGAACUUGAAUAAGUAUGACACAAAGGGAAAGAGUUUUUGGAUAGCAUCAACAGGCUAAAGCAGUUUUAUUUUAAGUAACUGUCCCUAUACUUUUAGCACUUCAAGUUGUAGCAACUUGGUAGACAUGAUAAGCAGUUUAAUGUGCCCAUAAAAGUAUAUCAUUGUGUAUUUAACUGCUUAUUUACUUAUUUGACAGAAAUCAGAUGCAUCAAAUUACACCUGCUGUGUCCUAUAAUAAAUGUAGAAAACGGUAUUUAACAGAUGUUGGCUACAGGUAAUUUGUGAUCUAGUCAAAUUAAUGUCUUACUGUUUUUAUCAUGGAUGUUGGAGAGCUUCUAAUUAAAUAAACCUGGGUGAUCUUA
Electrophorus electricus (electric eel) is the source of this 2428-nucleotide messenger RNA. RefSeq names its product SH3 and SYLF domain containing 1 (gene sh3yl1). NCBI's taxonomy places the organism in Eukaryota, Metazoa, Chordata, Actinopteri, Gymnotiformes, Gymnotidae. Gene Ontology annotation, molecular function: phosphatidylinositol binding; protein binding. Gene Ontology annotation, cellular component: ruffle membrane. Gene Ontology annotation, biological process: regulation of ruffle assembly. The record is from RefSeq and is a predicted model, not a curated record.